AUGUCGUUUCCACGGACACAUUCACCAAGACCAUCUGGUUCACGAGAACAGGAAGAUCUCACACUGAUGAUUAAAGCUUUUAGAGAUUCAAUGGAAGCUAAGCUUGACUUGCAUUCGCAGAAGCUUACUGCUUUGGUAGCAAACAUUCCCAGAACGGACGAAGGGUUUGAAGAUUUAUCACAAAGGAUCACUGUUCUUAAAAAUCAUCAAAAAGCAUUUUUGCCCAAACAAGAAAAAGAAAUCGGAAGUCUUCUCCACAGACAAAGAGAGGAAGAAGGUGAUAUUAAGGAUUUCAAAACAGUCGUUGGUGAAGAAAAAGAAGAAUUGCACCAGGUUGAAGAUUGCGUUUUAAAAGAUCAAGAAGAAUUACGAAACGUCGAAAAGAAAGUUUUGAAAGAAGAAGAAGAUUUGCAAAAAGUGGAAGAGUCAAUGGAAAAGGAAAAACGAGAGUUACACCAGGUUGAAGACUUUAUUUUGCAAAGAGAUGAGACGGUAAAGAAACUUGGAGAAAGCAAUCAAUCUCAACAGGAACCAUAUACAACUGCAACUUCUGGUUCGGAUCAGAGAUUCAGAUCUCAACAACCUAACAUUGGAAAUACCUUAGCGCAGGAUCUAGCAUUAAUUCCAAAAUUAGAUCUGGAAAUUUGCAAAAUUGCAGUCAAAUAUCCAAAAUUGUUUGAAACAAAAUUACGACCACCACCACCCAGAGACUUUCAAUAUAAAAUUCAACUCACAGACCACACUCAAAUUUAUUCAAAACCAUAUAAAUGCAAUCAAGAAGAACAAGCUCUCAUCAAGGAUUUCAUCAAUGAAAAAUUAGAAGCAGGCGUUUUGGUACCAGCUCCAAUUGAUGCUUGGUUACACCCAAUAUUUCCAAUCAGAAAAACCAAUGCCAACCAAUCCUCCACCAAAAUAGCAGUUGAUUUAAGACGUCUCAAUAAGGUCACAGUACGAAUGUACACUUAUCCAACAGACACAAAAGACCUCUUAUCCUCACUAACAGAUUCCCACUAUUUUAGCGCUUUAGACUUAAAGAAUGCGUUCUAUCAGGUAAGCAUACACAAGGAUAGUAUAAAAUAUUUUGGGAUUUCAACAUCCGAGGGGAAUUAUUGCUUUACAACUUUACCGUUCGGAGCAAUCAAUUCCCCAACCAUCUUUACUAACUUUGUGAGACAGAUUUUAGAGGGGAUCCCAUGUAUAUUUAUAUACAUGGAUGAUAUCCUCAUCCAUACUAAAACCUUACAUGACCACAUGUCAUUACUCAGGAGAAUCAUGGAGAAACUAAAUGAGCAUCAGCUUCAAAUGAAUUAUAACAAGAUGCAAUUAUUAACAACAAAAAUCAAUUUCUUAGGGUACAGCAUUCAAGCGAACAAAAUAUCACCAGAUAUUUCCAAAAUUCAAGCAAUACAAAAUUGGGAAUUGCCCACGACCACUACUCAAAUCAGAGCAUUUGUCAAUUUCAGCAACCACUUUCGCAUCUUCAUCCCAGAAAUAGCAAAAUUUACUAAUCCAUUAAAUGAAUUAUUGAAGAACAACAAUGGUAAAAACAUAAAGAUUGAACACACCCAAGCAUCCAUUGAUGGUUACAAGGCAUUAAAAGCCGCCAUCAUUGGAUUGCCGACGCUUCAACUUUACAAUCCAAAACUACCAACCAUCAUUUUCACAGAUGCUAGCCACAUGGUAGUAGGAGGAUAUUUAUGUCAACCAACAUUCAGAAAUGACAAAGAAGUCCUUGUCCCAAUUGCAUUUUCAUCACAUAAAUUAACAGAAACACAAAGCAGAUAUGCUGCUAUGGAAAAGGAACUUUUGGCAAUUAUUGUGAUAUUGGAAAAAUUUAGAUAUCACUGCAGCAAUACGGUAGAGAUCUAUACAGAUUAUCAAAGUUUGGCAUCAUAUUUAGAUAAGAAAACUACUCCACCACCGAGAAUUGCUAGGUUUUUAGAUCUAAUUGGAUCAUUUUCCCCAAAAGUGUACUAUUUAAGUGGAAAGAAAAAUUUCGUUGCUGAUAUCAUUACAAGAUAUCAAACUCAAAAUAUUAAGGAAUUGGUAGAUGAAGACAAGAUACUAGGACAGACUUUUACAGUCAAGAGAAAUUUGAAACAACAACUAUUACCAAGAUUGGAAGCAAUUGAAUUGGAAAAUCUUAAUGAAUCACAGGUUCACAAAAUCCAAACUUCAUUAGAACAACAACAACAACAUGAUUUGGAAGACAAUGAUGAAGAGUUACCUCUCCAACUGUUUAAAUUAAUGAAUGAUGAGUUAUUUGUAAUCAUUAACAACCAACUUUUAAAAUACCUUCCAAGACUGGAAUACAAUGAUAUUUGUCAAACAAUCCAUGACAAACACCAUCCAUCAACUAGAGUAACAGACUACUUAUGCACACUCGCAUAUUGGCAUCCUGACCAUCUAUUAAUUGCUACAAACAUUACGAGAAAGUGUCACUAUUGUCAACUAAACACGUCAAUUCGUGAGGCCAUUAGACCAUACCGACCACUUGAACCACUCAAGGCAUUUAGCAGAUGGGGAAUGGACUACUCUGGACCAUACUUUAACACAGUCCAACACAGGUACAUAUUAGUAGCCGUGGAAUAUGUCACUGGUUUAACUAUUGCAGUACCAACAUUGCACAAAGACGCAGAUAACGCAAUCAGUCUUUUACAAUCAAUCAUUCUGAUCAUGUCAGCACCUACAGAAUUAGUUACAGAUCAAGGUAAAGAAUUUUCAUCACAAGCUUUGGCUACCCUAUGUGACCAGAAUAACAUACAACACCAUAUUACCUCCGCCCACCACCCACGUGGGAAUGGUCGGGUUGAGAAGGUGAACCACCUAUUGAAGAAAAUAUUGAAAGCAUUAACUAACGAUACGAUGCAAGACUGGGAUUUAAAACUAUAUGACGCUUUAAGAAUCUACAAUGCUACACCUACAAUUUUUAACUACACUCCACUUUAUCUUGCACUUGGAAUUGAACCACACCAUAAUUUAAAUCAAUUACAAAAAGAUUUAAUUGAAAAUUUGCAAAAAGAAUUGCCCCCAGAGGUCCAAUCCACAGAAGAACACGAAGAAAACCCAAAUGAUGAACAACAAGAAGAGGGCAGAGAACAACAAAUUUCAAGAGAAGAACAACAGGACGGCAGAGAUCUUGUACACUUAAGAAUUUACGAAUUGGAAGCAAUUAAGAAAGCUCGCAAGUUACACACAAAUUUGAAAACACGAAGAAACGCAGUCCAAAAUAUGUUAAAGGAACCAUAUGGCAUUCCAGCACCUUUUACAAAAGGACAAUGGGUAUACAGAAUUAGAGCUAAAGCACGAAAAUAUGAACCAAAUUUCGAUGGUCCAUAUCAAGUUCAAGAAGUAUUAGGUAAAGGUGCUUAUAAAUUGAGAGACAUCACUGGAAGAGAAAAAGGAAUCUACAAUCAGGAUCAAUUGAAGUUAGCAUAUUCAGCAGACAACGACCCAAUACAGGUUUUUAGUUCUUUCAAUAAAGAAUAUGAUCGAGUACAACAAAAAUUGUUAGACAAAAUUCAAUCGGAAAGAGAUCAUCAAUUAAAUUGUUUGUCAGUCCAACAUUUACACAGACAAAGAAGGUUACUCGAUAUAUCCAGCUGUCUUGAGCAAAUUCUGCAAUAA
This is a messenger RNA of Candida albicans SC5314, 3627 nucleotides long. RefSeq lists its product as uncharacterized. Gene Ontology annotation, molecular function: nucleic acid binding. Bases 1 to 3627 code for a protein of 1208 amino acids. The transcript has a single exon. The record is from RefSeq and is a predicted model, not a curated record. Gene Ontology annotation, biological process: DNA integration. NCBI's taxonomy places the organism in Eukaryota, Fungi, Ascomycota, Pichiomycetes, Serinales, Debaryomycetaceae.